Calypte anna (Anna's hummingbird) is the source of this 7061-nucleotide messenger RNA. RefSeq names its product tripartite motif containing 2 (gene TRIM2). The transcript is spliced from 12 exons. The record is from RefSeq and is a predicted model, not a curated record. NCBI's taxonomy places the organism in Eukaryota, Metazoa, Chordata, Aves, Apodiformes, Trochilidae. Gene Ontology annotation, molecular function: zinc ion binding; ubiquitin protein ligase activity; protein binding. Bases 482 to 2716 code for a protein of 744 amino acids. Gene Ontology annotation, biological process: protein polyubiquitination; negative regulation of translation; proteasome-mediated ubiquitin-dependent protein catabolic process.
UAUAUUCCUCGGUUUGCCUGUAAUUUGCAGAUGAUGAAAACCAGACGGAUGGCUCAGUGCUCGGUAAGGUAGUAUAGGGAUGGGAGCUUUGACAUAAGAGCAGCUUUUACAGAAAACACCGAGUUAAGAAGAUUCAGGCUCAAGCUAGAUUGCUUCUUCCCUCCCCUCCCUUCCUCCCCCCCCUUUUGUCUAUUUUUACUGCAUCAUUGGUAUGUGUCCAAGGAAAGUCGGCCAUAUCAUUCGGAAAUGCAAGGGGAUAAACUUUUGAUCGGAUCUCCUCAGGCUGAGAGACUCCGAAGUAAAUGAGCUGAGGAAGAAAGAAUUAAAAGGAGAGAUUGCUUUAGGCGAACUUCCGUUUGUUGUCUGCUCUGCCAACACCAGUGUUAAAUAACGAAGAAACCGCAGCAAGCCCUUUCCCACUGCCUUUCCGAGCAAUUGUGCAGGCUAAACGGGAACAGGACCCAUAUGUCAGUGGUCUAGGAUGGCCAGUGAAGGCUCCAACAUCCCAAGCCCUGUGGUCCGUCAGAUUGACAAGCAGUUUCUGAUUUGCAGCAUAUGUCUGGACCGCUACAAGAACCCCAAAGUACUCCCCUGUCUGCACACUUUUUGUGAGAGGUGCUUACAGAAUUACAUUCCAGCCCAUAGCUUAACCCUUUCUUGCCCCGUGUGCCGCCAGACCUCCAUUCUGCCAGAGAAAGGGGUUUCUGCACUCCAAAACAACUUCUUUAUCACCAACCUGAUGGAUGUCCUGCAACGAACACCAGACAACAGCAUUGAAGAGUCCUCCAUCUUGGAGACUGUCACUGCUGUUGCUGCGGGCAAACCACUCUCCUGCCCCAAUCAUGAUGGAAAUGUGAUGGAGUUUUACUGCCAGUCCUGUGAGACAGCCAUGUGCAGGGAGUGUACAGAGGGAGAACAUGCAGAGCAUCCCACUGUGCCACUCAAAGAUGUGGUGGAGCAACACAAGGCUUCCCUCCAAGUCCAGUUGGAUGCUGUCAACAAAAGGCUUCCAGAGAUCGACUCAGCACUUCAUUUUAUAUCUGAAAUCAUACACCAAUUAACCAACCAAAAGGCUAGCAUUGUAGAUGACAUUCAUUCCACUUUUGAUGAGCUCCAGAAGACUUUAAAUGUGCGAAAGAGCGUGCUGCUUAUGGAACUGGAAGUGAAUUAUGGCCUUAAACACAAAGUCCUGCAGACACAGCUGGAUACCUUACUUGAAGGGCAAGAAAGCAUUAAAAGCUGCAGCAACUUCACAGCCCAAGCCCUCAACCACGGCACUGAGACUGAAGUUCUGCUGGUCAAGAAGCAGAUGAGUGACAAGCUGAACGAGCUGGCUGAGAGGGACUUCCCCUUGCAGCCCCGUGAAAACGACCAGUUGGACUUCAUAGUGGAAACAGAAGGCCUGAAGAAGUCCAUCCACAACCUGGGAACUAUUUUAACCACCAAUGCUGUUGCCUCUGAAACCGUGGCCACCGGUGAGGGGCUGAGGCAGACGGUGAUUGGGCAGCCCAUGUCUGUUACCAUCACCACCAAGGACAAGGACGGGGAGCUCUGCAAGUCGGGGAACGCGUACCUCACUGCCGAGCUCAGCACUCCCGAUGGCAGCGUGGCGGAUGGGGAGAUACUGGACAACAAAAAUGGCACUUACGAGUUUCUGUACACUGUCCAGAAGGAAGGGGACUUCACCUUGUCACUGAGGCUUUACGAUCAACACAUCAAGGGCAGCCCCUUCAAGCUUAAAGUGGUCAGAUCAGCAGAUGUGUCCCCCACCACCGAAGGGGUUAAGAGGCGCGUUAAGUCUCCCGGCAGCGGCCACGUGAAGCAGAAAGCUGUGAAGAGACCUGCAAGCAUGUACAGCACUGGCAAAAGAAAAGAGAAUCCCAUCGAAGAUGACUUGAUCUUCAGAGUAGGCACCAAAGGAAGAAACAAAGGGGAAUUUACAAAUCUUCAAGGUGUAGCUGCAUCUACAAAUGGAAAAAUAUUGAUAGCAGACAGUAACAACCAGUGUGUGCAGAUAUUUUCCAAUGAUGGUCAGUUCAAAAGCCGUUUUGGCAUACGAGGAAGGUCUCCUGGCCAGCUGCAGCGGCCAACAGGAGUAGCUGUGCAUCCCAGUGGUGACAUCAUUAUUGCAGAUUAUGAUAACAAAUGGGUUAGCAUAUUCUCAGCAGAUGGAAAAUUUAAGGCCAAAAUUGGAUCUGGAAAGCUCAUGGGCCCCAAAGGUGUUUCUGUGGAUCGUAAUGGACACAUCAUUGUAGUGGACAAUAAAGCAUGCUGUGUCUUCAUCUUCCAGCCAAAUGGGAAAAUAGUCACCAGGUUUGGUAGCCGAGGAAAUGGGGACAAGCAGUUUGCAGGUCCUCAUUUUGCAGCUGUAAACAGCAACAAUGAAAUUAUCAUUACAGAUUUUCAUAACCAUUCUGUCAAGGUAUUUAACCAGGAGGGAGAAUUCUUACUGAAGUUUGGAUCAAAUGGAGAAGGAAAUGGACAAUUUAAUGCACCAACUGGAGUAGCUGUAGAUUCUAAUGGAAAUAUUAUCGUAGCAGAUUGGGGAAACAGCCGAAUACAGGUUUUUGAUGGAAGUGGAUCAUUUCUGUCCUACAUUAACACCUCUGCUGACCCACUUUAUGGUCCCCAAGGUCUGGCCCUUACUUCAGAUGGCCAUGUUGUAGUUGCAGACUCUGGGAAUCACUGCUUCAAGGUCUAUCGAUACCUACAGUAGCAAUGAGCUCUGUGGCUGGAUAAUCAUGCACCCUUCAGAAAAGACUGGUCCUACAGACCCAGUGCAGGAUAUCUCCUACUUUGAAUUAAUUUUUAAUAAUGAAGGAGUCUCUUCCGGACUUCUCCUGUUAAUUUCCAAACUUACCUUGUUUACAUAAAACUUGCACCUCCUAUGUUUCUCACUGAACUUUUUGUUGUAAGGGUUAAUAAGCAAAAUCCUCUUUAACUGAAUUCAUAAAGACAAUGCAAUAUUGAAUGCAAACUGCAGCUUAUGGAACUGGAAUUCACUGAUUAGGCAAAAAUAAGAAAAAUUUGGAAAAAGUCCCCAAAGCUUUUUGAAGACUGCAAAGGGUAGCUCCUUCUCAGAGCUUCCCAAUUUGUAUGCAUUAUUUAACCCAGAGGUGAUCCCAGGAAUCUUCUAGAUCUCAUUAUCAUGGUAGGUAUUACACUUAUACCAUUCUUCAGUCUUACUAUCUAUAACGAGUAGGUCCUUUUAGUAUAAGGUUAAGUCUCACAAAAUCCACCUAGCUCUGUCAGACCUAACACAGCUCAAUGUUUCACUCUCUGAGAAUCAAUGCAAAUUCCCUACUCAUGUGGGAUUAAUGAAGGAUUGUUUCAUGUGCUUGUUUUUCACUCUUCCUCUUGCUCAAUGUGCUGGAAGGAGUUAGCAGAGACCUGACAUUCUGGAGCUCUGGAAAAACUUAAUUGAGGUGAUAUGUUUUGAUUAGUGAGAGCUGAAUUUCUGCAUCAUGACAGACCUUCUGACACCAAAUUAGUUCAUUAGGAUCAGGGUUAUUAACUCAAUUAACCUCAUGUGUGCCACUCUUCUGUAUGUGUUCAUUGCCAUGCUUCCUUAAGGCAACUCAUUGUGUUGACUGAUAAAAUAAAAUGCAGCAUCACACAGGACAGAAAGCCAGAGAGGUACCCCUUUGGAGGACCUACGUUACACAGGCAAAGGAACUGUGGUGAACAGAGGGUGUGUAGGAAAGCCAAGGGUUACCAAAGCUCUUUGACAUGAGAAAAAACACAUUACAAGUAAGAAUGAAUUUGAACCAAUUCCUGAAGUCCUUCAUCAAAGGGAAUUUUGUUAGAGGACAAAAUAAGGACUGUGAGAUUUAUUCUGAUGUGUUUGUAUGUAUGUAUGUAUGUAUGACUGACACAAAAAUUUAAAAAAAAGUAAAUGUAGGUUAUUUCAGCAACCUGGAACCUGGAUGUAUGCCAUUUGACAGUGGCAGUACUUGGAAAAAUGUCCCUACUUCUUCCUUCUGGAUCUCUCUACUGUGUUCUAUGUUGAAGUAUUAAUUUAAUUGGAAAUGCUUACAAUCAUAUGACUUGGUCCUCUUUUUUUAAUGUGUUUUGGGGGGGGGUUGUGUGUGUUUUUGUUGUUGUUUGUUUUGCUUUUUUUUUUUCUUUUUUAAGUUGGAACUUGUCCUUUUUAAAGUAACAUCGGCUUUACUGUUAAUUUCUAAAUCCAGUGGUCAAAGAAUACAUUGCUACUGUAGCUUAAUAGAGGUAGAGUUCUGCUCACUCUUAUACCUCAUUGGAGGAGCUGGUGAGCUUGCUGCCAAUGCCUACAAUAGUCUGGGAAGUACUGUCUUUCUUUUCUCAUUUUUAGGGCCUUGAAACAAAAGGACACUGGGUCAGGAAUAAGGGAGUGUUUUAAGAAUGUUUGAAAACCUGAAAGAAAUCUGUUAAAUUUCUUGUUCUGAGUAUUUGUCUUAUUUUUAAAAGGUUAAGGUGGUUGUUUAUACCAAUUUAAGAAAAACUAAUGGUUUUUUUGUAAAGAUGCAUUUGACUCAUAAAAAUGUAGCCCCUAAAAUUCUUAAAUAUGGAGGUUGACUGUUUUUUUUAAUUACUGUUAAAGAUGUUCCCUCUUCUUCCUCUUUUCAAUUUUUUUUUGCACAUAGAGCAAAUUUUCAAAUUUGUAUGCAAAGAAGUUUCCUUAUUUCAUUGGAGUAAGUAUUUUGCAUUUAUGUCUUAAGGUUUGGAGUAUAUAAUGCAGCUAAGAAACUGGUGGCAACAUUUUUGAGAUUAUAAAGAACAAGUCUUUAUUACCAAGAUAGCAAAAUAUCUUCUUGAACCAAGUUUGUCCUAAAAUUCUGAAGAUGGUAUCUCAGUCAUUACACAAUAAACUGCCCUAUCAAAAUUUAACAUAGUUGUAGAUCAAAUUUUCUGAUAAUCAAGUAACCUUCUUCUAAGUGUCCUUAUAAACAACAUUCUAGCAAACAAUUUUUGACAUUGGGAUAUCCUUGAGUGGCUAAUUUAUCAAUGAAGAAAAGGUACAUUGCAUUUAACUGUAUUUAUUUACAAAGAAAUAGUUUGUACCCAUUCUUAGAGAUAAAAGCUUAAAAAGAAAAUGAAAAAUGUGCUAUUGCUGUCAGUUGUGGAUACUGUUAAUCAAAUCUAGUUCCAAAAUUGGAUAUUUCCUAAUAAUAUUUUACGCAGUUUGCAUGGUUUCCACUCAGGAAACAUUGCCAAAUUCUCUAUUGCCAGGACCUUUGAGAGCUGUAGAAAUCAGACCCUGACCUACCUAUCAAAUAUAUACUUAAGAUGGCACUAGUCCCAAUGUACACUAUUCUUCAAAAGAUUUUCAGUCCUUUUUACUCUGUAUUGUUUCCCAGGAUUUUAUGUAACCUUUGUCAAACCAAUGCAUCCUGAUGAAAUAUGGAAUUCUGCACAUAAACCCCUUACAACCAAGCUAGCAGCUAUUAGGGGUGAUAUGGAUUUUUUCUUAGGAUUGAAUGGUCUUUUGGAUAUUAAGACAUUUUUGAGGUUUUAGGCAUUAUCACCAGAGCUGCACUUCCUGCACCUGAAAAAUGUCUGUAAUUUUGAGUUCCUUGAAAUAGUAAACGCUGCCAGGCAUCAGUGGCAGAAGGCAUUCCCCUCCAGGGUCUCAUUUUUUCUGUGUGGCACUGGGAAGCACAUUGCUUUUAUGGUGUGCUUCUGAAGCCAACUUAGCUAAAAUGCUUUGCUUGCAAACCUUACCAUCAGCAGCCAAAGCAGAAAUUCUGCUCUAUAAAGAUGGCAGAUUAUUUUCUCCUCUAAUGAAGUGAAAUUCAAAAUUGCACUGCUCACUUUGCUGAGUUCUAAGCAUUUAUUAGAGACAUUCUGUUGCCAGAUUUCAGGUGUAACCAAAUGUUCCCUUGACUUUCCUGGGAUGCUAACUGAUUAGCAGCACAGCAUGAAUUGUAAAAGUGUGUGCUUAAUUUAACUAAUUUUCAACUCAAAAGUAAUCACAAAAGGUUAUCAGAUCUUGUGUAAUUUGGAGCAUUUUAGGGCAAACUAGCCAAACAUAUUUUCAUUGUUUUGUGAAUAAAAUAAAAGAAUCUGUUCAGAUAAAUCCAAUAUAAUCAGUAGGAGAUUUUUACAUGGGCUAAACCAGCAGCAGUGUAGCUGGAAAAUAAAAGGAAAAUGGUUUAGGCAAGUAUUUGUCUAUUGUAGAUGGAGAGUUAUUUAUCAAUAAAUGCUCUUUUGUGCUGUAAAAGCUAGAGGGCUUUUGAUUUUAUGUCAAUAUUUUUUAUAACUAAGGAUCUAGUGUUGCCAUAAUGAGAACUACAAGUGCCCAAAAUGUUGUGUUUGCUAUAAAGAAAUGACUUUUGGUUGUGGAUAACAGCCAGUUAUAAAAUCAUGAUGUACAUUGAGAACCUUCUUCAAGCAUUGUAAGCAGUGAUUGUUUUGGCCUGUUUGUAGAGAGCGUGUGAAAGGUAUUUGUGCUACCGAGCAGGAAGAUUUCUAACAGGUUGUGUUAUUUCUGAUGAAUGUACAGCACUCCAGUUGAUGUUUGUGAGCAGCACAGCCUUAACCCUGACACUUUUGCUUUGGCUUUAUGACAAGGGAAUGUUCCCUCAGCUGCAUAGUGUAAGGCAGUAACCCCUGUUAGAAAUCUUUACCAGUUGAUACGCUGCAGCUUUCCAGUUCUAGGAGUGAGUCUGUCUUUUUAUUCUUGAUUUUUAAGAAAGUUUUUGUACAUUCCAUCUCUGUAAGUCAAUCUCAUAUGUUUUGUGUACAUGUAAGCCUUGCACACUCUUGACACUCAUAAUGAAAUACUCCUCUCACUUUUUUGUUGUUGUUGUUGUUGGUUUUGUUUUCUUUUUUUUCCAUCCCCGUGAGGCUAAAUACAAACUUUGUCUCCUUAAGGUCAAGGAUGAAAGAUGCUCAUCAAAGUGUUUGUGUGUGUGUGUGCGUAGUUUUAGCUUCCUGUGUGCCACGGUAUUCUUGAUGCUUUAGCCGACAAUUAAGAAAAAAAUUACUCUGUCUUGGAAAUGUAGGAAAACCAGAGUCAAAUGUGUACCUUUACCACGCACAAAAAUUUCAAAUAAUAAAAAUAAAGCUUGUCUCCUCUGUUA